Verticillium alfalfae VaMs.102 is the source of this 1080-nucleotide messenger RNA. Its product is annotated as phenylacetaldoxime dehydratase. The coding region runs from base 1 to 1080 and encodes 359 amino acids. The transcript has 2 exons. NCBI's taxonomy places the organism in Eukaryota, Fungi, Ascomycota, Sordariomycetes, Glomerellales, Plectosphaerellaceae. The record is from RefSeq and is a predicted model, not a curated record.
AUGUCUUGUCCAGGCCGCACGUAUCCGCUGCGCAAACCCAAGAACCAUCGUCUCCCCAUUCCGCGAUGGCACUUGGCGCUCGCGCCGGCCGUCACGCACGUCUUCACCGCGUACAUUGGUGUUCAGCGACACGCGGCCGACGAGCCGUGUCUGCGGGCCGACGCCCAGAUCGCCUCGGCCAUUCGCGCCUGGCUCGAGGCUGGCCAUGGACCGGCUGUGUUCGAGGCCUUCGCCAUGAUUGAUGGCGCCGAAGCGACAGACACGUCCGUCUGGGUGUGCUACUGGCAAGAUGCAGACAAGUACGACGCUGCGCUGCAGGCGCUCGCCCUGCCGGCCUUGUUCUCGCGACUGGAGACACGCGACCGCGAAUCUAUCGGUCUCUGGCGCGAGUGUUUCGCCACCGCUCUCCCGAGGCUGGAGACCAACUACUCCGGCCUCGACUACCUGCCAGGGCUCGCAAGACUCCCAGGGACAACGACGCCAGAGCACGACCGCUCAGCGUACUGGGGCGCCGCGCGGGAUCGCAUCCCGGACGCGGCCCACGAUCUCUUUCCGAAGCCCACGGACCCCGUAAGUCUCCCACCCGACAGUGCUGUCCGGGGACGCGGCCAGCACCUGGUGGGCACGAACCCCCAGAAUCUCGCCCACAUCCGCUCUGGCCAAUUCUGGGAAAACUGCGGUCAGCAAGAGGCGGACGCGUAUGAGCGGAGGCUCGAGCCGACCCUGCACGAAGGUCUGCGCUAUCUCAUGGAGCACCCGCACGAGACGGAGGCCAUGAGCGUCCGCUACCUCCGCAACGAGGGGGACGCGGCGGCUUCCGGACGGCCACGCAAAGAGUCCUGCGGCGCGGCCUUCUUCGGCAAUCUCGACAGCCUAGAACGGUGGGCCAAGACGCACCCCUCCCAUCUUGCCAUCUAUCGCGGGGCGCUGUCGCAUUACAAGGCGUUUGGCGAUCUGAGGCGCUUGCGGACCUGGCAUGAGGUUUCUGUGCUUCACGAGGGGGACGCCCAGUUUGAGUAUAUCAACUGCGCGCCUGCCACGGGGCAUGGCAGCCCCGAGCUUGUACAACACGUAGGAUAA